Funneliformis caledonium is the source of this 199-nucleotide messenger RNA. The record is from the annotation of a GenBank genome assembly. Lineage: Eukaryota; Fungi; Glomeromycota; Glomeromycetes; Glomerales; Glomeraceae.
UCAUAAAGUAGAAAACCAAGUUUCUCAUGGGAAUGAUGCAAUAAAUCUAUUGAAUCAUAGAAAUGGUUCUUCACGAAAUGGAUCAGUCAAUUGUUAUCUUUAUGGACAUGUGGAUCUCGUUAGUUGUCAUUCAUUCCAAGUGAAAACAAGGACCUCAAAGAUAGAUCAAAAUUGUUUAAAAAUUCGUGAAAAAUGUUAA